UUCAACUCUCUAGCGACUGCUUAACUCGAAUCGGCGCUUUGGCCUCAUCACAUUGAAAUCAUCACCUUCUAUAUACAUAUCCCUAGCACAGCAUGGUUCUCGAACGACUACAGCAAUUGACUCACCAGGUCAGCGCUACUGCGCCGCCGCCUCACCCACUUGAUCCUCUUUCUACGGUGGAAAUUGAUACAGCUGUUGGCAUUAUCCGCAAAGAACAUGGCUCGCUCAACUUCAAUGCGGUCACACUAUACGAGCCCCGCAAGGCCCAGAUGAUGGCCUGGGUGGCUGAUCCGGAGAAUGCUCCUCGUCCUACCCGAGCCGCCGAUAUUGUUGCCAUUGCACCUGGUGGCAAGAUCUACGAUGGUGUGGUUGACCUGGACCAGAAGAUGAUCAUCAAGUGGCAGCACACACCGAAUGUCCAGCCUCUGAUCACCAUGGAGGAUCUGCAGGAGGUUGAACAUGUUGUGCGCAAGGAUGCUAAGGUCAUUGAGCAAUGUGGUAUUAUUGGAAUUCCCAAGGAGGAUAUGCACAAAGUAUACUGCGACCCAUGGACAAUUGGGUACGAUGAGCGCUUUGGAACUGGUGUACGUCUUCAACAAGCCCUCAUGUACUAUCGCCCUCACCCCGACGACUCCCAAUACACCUAUCCCUUGGACUUCUGUCCCAUCUACAACUCUGAGACCAAGGAGAUCAUCCACAUUGAUGUGCCGUCUGUGCGGAGACCGGUCAGCAAGGCCCUCCCAAACAACUACCACCCAGCCGCAAUUGAGAAAGAGGGUGGAUACCGGACCGACAUUAAGCCAAUUCACAUCACCCAGCCAGAGGGUGUGUCUUUCGAGGUCAAGGGACGUACAAUCGAAUGGCAGAACUGGAACAUCCACGUCGGCUUCAACUACCGGGAAGGCAUUGUCCUGAACAACAUCACAUUCAACGACAAGGGCAAUGUGCGGCCCAUCUUCUGGCGUCUUUCGCUGGCCGAGAUGGUCGUGCCAUACGGCAACCCGGAACAUCCCCACCAACGCAAGCACGCAUUCGACCUGGGCGAGUACGGCGGCGGAUACAUGACCAACAGCCUUACACUGGGAUGCGACUGCAAGGGCGCAAUCCACUACAUGGACGCGGCAUUCGUCAACCGGGCCGGCGCCAGCACAAUCAUCAAGAACGCCAUCUGCAUCCACGAAGAAGACGCCGGCAUCCUAUUCAAGCACACCGAUUUCCGCGACGAGUCGAUGGUCGUAACCCGCGGCCGAAAGCUCAUCAUCUCGCAGAUCUUCACCGCAGCAAACUACGAGUACUGCGUGUACUGGAUCUUCCACCAGGACGGCACAGUCCAGCUCGAGAUCAAGCUGACCGGCAUCCUCAACACCUACGCCAUGAACCCAGGCGAGGAUACCAAGGGCUGGGGAACUGAGGUGUACCCGGGCGUCAACGCCCACAACCACCAGCACCUGUUCUGUCUCCGUGUAGACCCGAACAUCGACGGGCCGAGCAAUACCGUCUUCCAGGUAGAUGCAGUCCAAGGACCCGGUGAAGUCGGCAGUCCCGAGAACAAGUACGGCAACGCCUUCUACGCCAAAAAGACAAAGUUCUCCACUCCCAUCGAGGCAAUGUCCGACUAUGAUGGGUCUACCAGCCGUACCUGGGACAUGGCCAAUACCAACAAGCUCAACCCAUACAGCAAGAAACCCGUCAGCUACAAGCUAGUCAGCCGCGAUGUUCCUCCCCUGCUCCCCAAGGCGGGCGGACUGGUCUGGAAGCGAGCAGGAUUCGCACGCCAUGCUGUCCACGUUACUAAAUAUGACGACGACCAAGUUCACCCAGCUGGCCGCCACGUCCCACAGACCUCCGGCGAGCCCUCCGAGGGUCUGCCCGCGUGGAUCGAAGCUGCUGGUCCCAGUUGCUCUAUUGAUAAUACUGACGUCGUGCUUUGGCACACUUUCGGUCUGACGCACUUUCCCGCGCCGGAGGAUUACCCGAUCAUGCCUGCGGAGCCAAUGACACUUCUUCUACGCCCGCGCAAUUUCUUUGACCGCAACCCAGUCCUUGAUGUGCCUCCUAGCUUUGCGCGUACACCGACGCAGGUGGCUGCUAACGCGAGCGCUUGUGCCUGCAAGAAGAGUGAUGGGUCUAGUGUGUUGGUUUGAUUUGAUGAGAUUUGACGUUGCUUUAGGUUACUUAUUUUCUCA
Molecule: messenger RNA, 2186 nt
Organism: Penicillium samsonianum
Lineage: Eukaryota; Fungi; Ascomycota; Eurotiomycetes; Eurotiales; Aspergillaceae
Product: peroxisomal copper amine oxidase
Exons: 3
Coding region: 93-2144 (683 amino acids)
Biological process (GO): amine metabolic process
Molecular function (GO): quinone binding; copper ion binding; primary methylamine oxidase activity
Source: RefSeq, a predicted model, not a curated record